This is a messenger RNA of Pyrus x bretschneideri (Chinese white pear), 453 nucleotides long. RefSeq names its product ubiquitin-conjugating enzyme E2 11-like. NCBI's taxonomy places the organism in Eukaryota, Viridiplantae, Streptophyta, Magnoliopsida, Rosales, Rosaceae. Bases 1 to 453 code for a protein of 150 amino acids. The transcript has a single exon. The record is from RefSeq and is a predicted model, not a curated record.
AUGGCCGCCGCGAAGCGCAUUUUGAAGGAGCUCAAAGAUUUACAGAAGGAUCCUCCUAAUCAUAUCAGUGCAGGUCCUCAAUCCUCCGGAAACCUAUUCAUAUGGCAAGCUACAAUUAUGGGACCCCCUGCUAGCCCAUAUGAAGGAGGUGUAUUCUACCUUGAGAUUAACUUCCCCGCUGAUUAUCCCUUUAAACCGCCAAGGGUACAGUUUAAGACUAAGGUCUACCACCCAAAUAUCAGUAGCGAUGGAACCAUCUGUCUCGAUACCCUAAAAAAAAAUUGGAGCGCUGCUCUUAGUAUUUCUAAAGUGUUGAUCUCAAUAUGCUCAUUGCUAACUGAUCCAAAUCCCGACGACCCUCUCGAAAAGGAGAUUGCUCGGCUCUAUAAAAAUAAUCGAGGCAAGUACGAAGAAAAUGCACGUACCUGGACUCAGAAGCAUGCAAUGGGAUGA